AUGGCGUACUGUGACGACUUGGCGGUGACUGCUAGCAACGCAGUGUCUCAGCCUGCCAAGAAGACGGUACAUGUGGACCUCAGAAUCGAAGGCGCACAGUGCCAGAUGGAGGUGGACUCGGGAUCAACCUAUUCGAUCAUUUCCGAUGCUACUGCCAGACGCAUUUUUCCAAAGGGGCGUGUCCCAAAUCUACAGCCACUUGACAUCAUCAUGAGAGACUAUCAAGCCAACCGCAUCGCAGUACGGGGAAUUGGUACUGUGCGAGUGCAGCUCAAAGAUUUUGACGGCCAGCUGCGCCUUGUCAUUGUCAAGGGGAAGUGCCCAAGUCUUCUCGGACUUGAUUGGUUUCCUGCACUCGGGAUUGAUAUUACGGGAGUGCAACACAUUGACCAAUUGCCAACAUCACUUGAAAGCAUAUUCAAAGACUUUGCCUCUGUGUUUGAUGGGACACUAGGCUGCUACAAGGGACCGCCAGUGCAAUUUGCACAUAACCCCGAUGUUGUGCCUAUCCGCCUAAAAGCCAGGAGGGUUCCUUUUGCACUUCGGCCAAAAAUCGAUGUCGAACUGAACAAACUGGUACAACAGGGAAUCCUGGAGCCAGUUGAUCACGCUCGUUGGGAAACCCCCAUUGUUACGCCACUGAAGGCAAAUGGAGACGUCCACAUAUGUCCAGACUAUAAGUGCACAAUCAACAAAGCCUUGCAGCAGCACUCGUAUCCCGUGCCAGCGGUCAGCCACCUGCUGGCAUCCCUCUCUGGUGGAGCUGUUUUUGCAAAGCUAGACUUGGCACAGGCCUACCAGCAGCUGCCUGUGACUGAUGAAUCUGCAGAUGCACAGACCAUUGUGACUCAUCGGGGUGCUUUCCGUGUUCGCCGACUAGAAUUCGGUGUCAGUGUCGUACCUGGCAUUUUCCAGAGCUUAAUGGAGAACCUCCUGCGGGGACUACCGGGUGUCAUUCCAUACUUUGAUGAUGUCCUCAUUUCGGGAUCCUGA
Rhipicephalus sanguineus (brown dog tick) is the source of this 993-nucleotide messenger RNA. RefSeq lists its product as uncharacterized. The record is from RefSeq and is a predicted model, not a curated record. The coding region runs from base 1 to 993 and encodes 330 amino acids. The transcript has a single exon. NCBI's taxonomy places the organism in Eukaryota, Metazoa, Arthropoda, Arachnida, Ixodida, Ixodidae.